AUACACCUUGCCAGAUUUAAUUUCUGACAGGAUAAAGAUGGCUGGUGUUGUUGCAGCUGCUGCUGCGAGCUCCGUGCUGGGGGGCAUGUACCUCAAUGGUAAACUCGGGCUGGCACGCGACAUUCGUGAAAUAAGGAAUCGUAGAGCUCAAGCAAAGGCAUAUCGAGAAGCAGUCCAAACCAAACGCCUCGCCCUCUACUACUUCUUCGAACACUCCGUCCUCACCAAACCCAACGCCGAAUGUAUCUGGUCCCGCACCGGCUCCUACACCUACCUCCAAACCUCCCAGCACGCCCACCAAUACGCUCAGUUCUUCCUCAGCCAGGGCGUCCAACCGGGUCAAUACGUCAAUUUCUUCCUGACCAACACUCCCGACUUUCUAUUCGCAUGGCUCGGUCUGUGGGCCAUAGGCGCCGCUCCGGCGAUGAUCAAUUAUAAUUUGUCGGGGAAGGCGCUGCUGCAUUGCUUGGGGGUGAGUAAGGCGCGGUUGAUGUUGGUGGAUGAUGAGGUGGAGUUGAGGGAGAGAGUUGAGGGGGUUAGGGACGUGGUGGAGGGGGAGGGGGAGGGUGGAUUGGGGUGUAGGAUUGUGGUGCUGGAUGAGUUAAUGAAGAGGGGGAUUAGGGAGGGGAAGGGGGAGAGACCGGGGAAUGAGUAUAGGGAUGGGGUCAAGGGGGAUUGGCCGAUGUGUAUGUUUUAUACGAGUGGAACAACAGGAAUGCCGAAAGGUGUUCCGUUCAACGUGGAUCGUGGUUUCUAUGUGGGUUGUGCCAGAGCGACUGGAUAUAGACGAACAGUCGAUGGAGAUCGCUGGUAUGAUUGUAUGCCGAUGUAUCAUGGAACUGGAGGCGUCCAAGCUGUCACUAUGCUGAUGACAGGCAUAACAAUCUGUAUCGGCAAGAAAUUCAGCACUUCGAAAUUCUGGAGCGAAGUCCACGACUCCCGCGCCACCUGGAUAACCUACGUUGGCGAAACGGCUCGGUACCUCCUCGCUGCACCUCCCUCACCACUCGACAGAGACCACAACGUCCGCUGUAUGUUCGGGAACGGCUUAAGACCAGACGUUUGGUUCAAAUUCCGAGAACGAUUCGGCAUCCCCGAAGUAACCGAAUUCUUCAACUCGUCAGAAGGUGUGUUCAGUCUGGUGAACUACUGCCGAGGCGAUUACCUAGCAACUUGUGUUGGAUACCAAGGCGCCAUCAUUCGAUUCGAAAAUCGGAAUAAGAUCGUGCCUGUCCUUGUGGAUCAGGUGUCUGGAGCUAUAGCACGGGAUCCACGGACUGGGUUUGCGAAACGACAGCCGUAUGAGAAAGGUGGUGAGAUUGUAGUUCAGGUCACGGAUAUGAAGGAGUUUUCAGGAUAUUACAAUAACCCGUCAGCGACACAGAAGAAGUUUGAGAGGGAUGUCUUCAAGAAGGGAGACUUAUGGUACAGAAGUGGUGAUGCGUUGAGGAGAACGAGAGACGGGAGAUGGUUCUUCAUGGAUCGGCUGGGCGAUACGUUUAGAUGGAAAGGAGAGAAUGUCAGUACGGCUGAAGUUGCAGAAGUGCUGGGGCAGUAUCCUGGUGUGGUCGAAGCGAAUGUUUAUGGGGUUUCGCUUCCGUCACAUGAUGGGAGAGCGGGCUGUGCAGCUGUUUACAUUGAUCCGAAUAUGGCGAAGGAUUUUGACUUUGCUGGAUUGCUCAGGUAA
Messenger RNA from Cadophora gregata, 1687 nucleotides. RefSeq lists its product as uncharacterized. The transcript has 6 exons. NCBI's taxonomy places the organism in Eukaryota, Fungi, Ascomycota, Leotiomycetes, Helotiales, Ploettnerulaceae. Gene Ontology annotation, molecular function: long-chain fatty acid-CoA ligase activity; long-chain fatty acid transmembrane transporter activity. The record is from RefSeq and is a predicted model, not a curated record. The coding region runs from base 38 to 1687 and encodes 549 amino acids.